CCACUUCCGCAUUCCGAAGCGCUCCCAGACCUGGCCCUCCACUACUUAAACGGGCUGAUGCAACGACUCGCGCUAGUCCCCGAACCCGUCGCCGAGUACUAAAAAACAAACACAACCUUUAGUUUCGCUUGUGCCUUCCGGAUUUCUUCCUGUUAUUAUUAUUUUUUUCCACAAUUGAAUUUUGUUUGUUAAAGGGCGCACAACAGUGUGCGGAUACAGUUGCACCAUUGACAGAAGACAUUCUCUCUGACGGCGGCGGAAGCCGGGUCGGACAUGAUGCCGGGACAGAUACCGGACCCUUCGCUAGCGCCGGGCUCCCUGCCCUGCUUGGGCCCGCUGGCGGGCAUCUCUGCCACCACGCUUACCGACCAGCUGAAAUUGGCCGCCAUGUUCUCCCCGCUGCAUUUCCUGGGGCGGCUGGGAAAGAGGCCGCUUGCCAUCAAGACGGAGAUGGACGAAGACGAAGAGAGGCGAAAACGAAGGCGAGAGAAAAACAAAGUAGCGGCGGCGCGAUGCCGAAACAAGAAGAAGGAACGAACGGACUUCCUUCAGAGGGAAUCGGAACGCCUGGAGAUGGUCAACUCGGACCUAAAAGCUCAAAUUGAGGAGCUCCGCUUGGAGAGGCAGCAGUUAAUGGUGAUGCUCAACCUCCACCGGCCCACCUGCAUCGUGAGGACCGACAGCGUGAAAACCCCCGAAGGCGAAGCCAACCCCCUGCUGGAGCAGUUAUCCGACGACUCCAAGUAAAAACAAAGGUUCUCCAAAUCCCUCACACUUCUACGCAAGCACUUGAGCUCCGAGGUGGACAUUUUUUUUUCCGGGAAACGGACAGAAACCGGAAACGCCGCCGGAUUCCGACGCCCGCCGUGCCUUGCACCAGCUCGUCAUUC
Corythoichthys intestinalis (scribbled pipefish) is the source of this 890-nucleotide messenger RNA. Its product is annotated as jun dimerization protein 2-like. Gene Ontology annotation, molecular function: RNA polymerase II cis-regulatory region sequence-specific DNA binding; DNA-binding transcription factor activity, RNA polymerase II-specific. The transcript is spliced from 5 exons. Lineage: Eukaryota; Metazoa; Chordata; Actinopteri; Syngnathiformes; Syngnathidae. Bases 274 to 747 code for a protein of 157 amino acids. The record is from RefSeq and is a predicted model, not a curated record. Gene Ontology annotation, cellular component: nucleus. Gene Ontology annotation, biological process: regulation of transcription by RNA polymerase II.